CGAGUCAUUAUUGUUGUCUCCACUUGUUUAGUUACGGUACAUUCACAGGUUUUUUUAUGGUGUUUCACCUAUUUUGUCUCUAACAUUGAUAAUUUAUAAAAAAAUAAAGUACUUGAGAAAUAAAACUAAAAAAUUGAUAUCGUACGGUAUGCCUCAAGCUUAGCUUCAUGACACAUUUGGUUCACUCAAUAAAAUUUACUAAUUUUCAGCACUAUGGGAACUGAAAAAUACCCAUUCAAACAUUGCUAUUUGUUUCUCAGGUCAAGCCCUAAUCUCAUGCCCCCAAAACAUUGACACCCAUUUGAUUAGCUUACUAAUCUCUCACUAAUCUGAUACGUGUCAAACAUUCGAUGAAACACCAACCCUUAUAAAUCUCUCUUGCUAUCCUAAUCUUUUCCACGACAAGGAGAGAAAAAAAAAUUAACUUAUACCGUAUAUUGUUUGAGUUUUAGUAUCGAAGAAAAAAAAGUCUCGUUUUACCAGCAUGAACAACUCCCAGAACGCCAGUUACCAAGCCGGCCAGGCUAAGGGCCAAGCUCAGGAGAAAGCGAGCGGGAUGAUAGAGAAAGCCAGCAAUGCUGCUCAGUCUGCUAAAGAGUCCAUCCAAGAGACUGGUGGUCAAAUGCAGGCAAAAGCACAAGGAGCAGCUGAGGCUGCCAAGGAUGCCCUUGGAAUGAACAAAUGAUGAAGAAAGACAAGACAUAAAAAUAAAUAAAAAUUGAUAGCAGCAAUUAUUGCAAUAUAAUUGAUAGCCAGAGUCAAAAGACAUAAAAUGUAACAUUAAUCGCAUUAUUACUCGAUCGAUAUAUGAAGUGUUUUUCCACGCAGUUCGAGUUAGCUAUCAAUGAAAACCUUCGUCUUCUACUUCCUAAGUAUGGAACGAUUCAUUUUCAUGAUAUAUGAAAAUAUUACCAUAUCAUUUUGGAAUUCUCAUAUGAAAAACGUUUUUCAAUUAAAAGUUUCACGUCACAAUGUGACAACCCUAAUUUACAGGGCAUCAAAUCAAUCCAUGAAACCCUAAUUCUUAUGAUAUGGACCUAAAGAGGAAAAUUUUACGAGCAAGGUAUGAGACCUUCCUUACAGUUAUGCUUGCCGUACUCCAACUGCUCCUCUGGAGCAUGGUACGUAGAAAGGUUUUCUGGUGAACCUCGAACAAUAUAAUAGUGGCAACCUAUCUUGGGAGGAACUGCAUGCAUUAAUGCAAUAGAAUACCGAUCCAUGAUCCAUCGCCACCAGCAAUCCAGAACUUGAUAAAUUAGUCCAAACAGCUGCAUUUCAAUUCCAGAGCAGGGAAGGGAACCAUGAACCAAUAACAUGGUGGUUUGUCGUUGUAGCAUUUCACCAGCAAUCUAGUUCCGAAGCCUCUUCCUCGAAAGGAGACGUCCUGCGUACAAUACAGUCUUCCCGUGAUGAGAUGAGUAGGAUUCGAAUCAGACCUACUGGUGAUAUAGGCCACGACCCAUAUCUAUUCGUCCAGUAGUAGCAUUGAAGUAGCCAUAAAUGUACUUAACAAAG
Messenger RNA from Linum trigynum, 1515 nucleotides. Lineage: Eukaryota; Viridiplantae; Streptophyta; Magnoliopsida; Malpighiales; Linaceae. The record is from the annotation of a GenBank genome assembly.